UUGGGGUUUUUUUGGGAGGACAGGGACUUUGAGGACCAUUCCUGGGAAGCCACCACAGACCAGACAGACCUGCAUGUUCACUUCAACCACUACAGCUCUAUCAAGGUGCAAACUGGCUGCUGGAUGAUCUAUGAAUGUCCAAACUACAUAGGCCAUCAGUACUUCGCAAGGAAGGGAGAAUAUCCUGACUACCUUGACUGGAUGGGCUUCAAUGACUCCAUUCACUUUGGAGGCAGCAUGUUAGAGUUCAUGGAAAACUGCUCUUCUCUCCAGGAUGACUUUCACUACAGGGACAUCCAGUCUUGUAACAUACUUGAAGGAAGCUCGGUUUUUGCUGAACAGCCACACUGCCAAGGACAGCAGUACCUCCUGAGGCCUAGUGAGUACAGACAAUUCACCAAUUGGGGUGCCAUGACUGCCAAAGCUGCCAUGCCAAAGCCUUCCAACCAACAAUGGAUCUUUCCUAACCAGCACGUUCCCAAUGUAUAUGUCAAUUAG
Molecule: messenger RNA, 498 nt
Organism: Mesitornis unicolor (brown roatelo)
Lineage: Eukaryota; Metazoa; Chordata; Aves; Mesitornithiformes; Mesitornithidae
Product: gamma-crystallin B-like
Biological process (GO): visual perception; lens development in camera-type eye
Molecular function (GO): structural constituent of eye lens
Source: RefSeq, a predicted model, not a curated record